Molecule: messenger RNA, 11553 nt
Organism: Leishmania mexicana MHOM/GT/2001/U1103
Lineage: Eukaryota; Euglenozoa; Kinetoplastea; Trypanosomatida; Trypanosomatidae
Exons: 2
Coding region: 1-11553 (3850 amino acids)
Source: RefSeq, a predicted model, not a curated record
AUGAGCUCAUCUCGCGCUCGACCGAGAGCACAGCCGCUGCGCCAGCAGCAGCAACCCGCGCUGCAUUGCAGCGACUCCUCUCUGCAGUCGACGGUGAGUAGCACGUUGCGAGGCACCUCCACCAGCGUGAGGUUCGAGGAAGACACCAGCAGGGUUCGCCGUUCCUCAAAGAGUGCUGGUGCUGGGGCAGAGCAGCGCUCAACGGUGUUACAGACGGCCGGCGGCCGACGUGCAGAGAACACACAUUUGGUCUCCUUGCGUGGCUCGCGGGAGAAGAGAGUCAACUUCAUGGAGACCGAAAAGGACCUCGCGUCAACAUCCUCCUCGCCGCUCACCCUAGCGCACGAACUCGCCAAGACGCAGCGCGAGUUGGAGCGACUUCGGAUGCAGCUCAGACGUUACAGCGAACACGAACAGCAGACGGAGGAGUACGUAUCGGGGUUAGAGGCCACUGUGGAGGCCCAGCGACGCGACAAUCUUCUGCUUCGCCAUCAUCUAGCUAGCCGGCAGCUCUUGGCCGAGGUGUUAGAAGAGGAGAACCGAGAUCUUGUGGAAGCACAGCAGCACCCCAUCGCCUGCCCGCAGCCGCUUAUCACACAUGCGUCCACUGGCACUAUGACGGUAGCGUCGCAGGAGAACGCCUUUGGAGAUGGCAGCGCGGCACCGUCUUCCUUCUCUGCCUUCUGGGCACAGAUGCCUGAUCGACAGAGCAGCUUUGCAGGUCCCUCCCCGCCGCUCUCCCCGACGCAGUCGAUACCGACAUCAUCAUAUCACCACGUCUACGGUGCAGCUGUAGGGGCACACAUGCAUGAGUUGCCACUGCAUUCUCCGACGGUGACCGCCCUCCACGACCGGUGGGCACAGACGCAUCUAGCGCACGAGGAAUUGCCGCACAGGUAUGCGGAUCAGGAGGAGGCACUGCAGCGUCUCCCGUCUCUGCAGCAGCAGCGCAAUAACGGCGCCAACUCCGCAUCUAUUCCCAUUCGUGGUACUACCGAUAAUCCCUUCACGUCACCACCGCCGCACAUCUCCGUCAGCGACGAGACCCUUUUCUCCAGCUCAACGACAUCAUCCGCUCCCCAGAAUGCAUGCACCAUCACAGACAAACUCGGCAUCCCACAGCAGGAGGCCGUUACGAAGCACCAACUCCGAUCUCUUGAAACCCGCACCCGUGAAACAGAACAUGCCACCGCCAACGCCCUCGAUGCCCCGAACCGCAUCCGCAGAAACGUAGUCCACAGGUACCCACACAGCGACGCUUCCCCGAGCGCCGCCGGCGAAGCAAGGGGACUACACCAACCUUGCCACUAUGAGAAAAUCUUUCCUGAUCAGUAUCGCUCCCCACACGCUGACCUAAAAGCCCUACAAGACCAGAUCGCAGAGCAGGAGGCAGUGAUGGCUGACCUGCGGAGACAGGUAACGCAGCAGGAGGCGGAAGUAGCUGAGCUCCGCCAGCUGCUGGCUGAGGCACAGCGCGAGGCUCAGGCCGCCGGCGCCCGACAGCGCGACAGCGGCGCCACUGUGCAGGCGCUGCGGGACCAGAUGGCGGAGCAGGAGGCGGAGGUAGCUGAGCUCCGCCAGCUGCUGGCUGAGGCACAGCGCGGGGCCCCAGUGGCCGGUGCUCGGUCCCUCGAGAGCGGCGCCACUGUGCAGGCGCUGCGGGACCAGGUGGCGGAGCAGGAGGCGGAGAUGAUUGCGCUCCGCCAGCUGCUGGCUGAGGCACAGCGCGGGGCCCCAGUGGCCGGUGCUCGGUCCCUCGAGAGCGGCGCCACUGUGCAGGCGCUGCGGGACCAGGUGGCGGAGCAGGAGGCGGAGAUGAUUGCGCUCCGCCAGCUGCUGGCUGAGGCACAGCGCGAGGCUCAGGCCGCCGGCGGCCGACAGCGCGACAGCGGCGCCACUGUGCAGGCGCUGCGGGACCAGAUGGCGGAGCAGGAGGCGGAGAUGAUUGCGCUCCGCCAGCUGCUGGCUGAGGCACAGCGCGGGGCCCCAGUGGCCGCUGCUCGGUCCCUCGAGAGUGGCGCCACUGUGCAGGCGCUGCGGGACCAGGUGGGGGAGCAGGAGGCGGAGAUGAUUGCGCUCCGCCAGCUGCUGGCUGAGGCACAGCGCGAGGCUCAGGCCGCCGGCGCCCGACAGCGCGACAGCGGCGCCACUGUGCAGGCGCUGCGGGACCAGAUGGCGGAGCAGGAGGCGGAGGUAGCUGAGCUCCGCCAGCUGCUGGCUGAGGCACAGCGCGGGGCCCCAGUGGCCGGUGCUCGGUCCCUCGAGAGUGGCGCCACUGUGCAGGCGCUGCGGGACCAGAUGGCGGAGCAGGAGGCGGAGGUAGCUGAGCUCCGCCAGCUGCUGGCUGAGGCACAGCGCGAGGCUCAGGCCGCCGGCGCCCGACAGUGCGACAGCGGCGCCACUGUGCAGGCGCUGCGGGACCAGAUGGCGGAGCAGGAGGCGGAGAUGAUUGCGCUCCGCCAGCUGCUGGCUGAGGCACAGCGCGGGGCCCCAGUGGCCGGUGCUCGGUCCCUCGAGAGCGGCGCCACUGUGCAGGCGCUGCGGGACCAGGUGGCGGAGCAGGAGGCGGAGAUGAUUGCGCUCCGCCAGCUGCUGGCUGAGGCACAGCGCGGGGCCCCAGUGGCCGGUGCUCGGUCCCUCGAGAGUGGCGCCACUGUGCAGGCGCUGCGGGACCAGAUGGCGGAGCAGGAGGCGGAGGUAGCUGAGCUCCGCCAGCUGCUGGCUGAGGCACAGCGCGAGGCUCAGGCCGCCGGCGCCCGACAGCGCGACAGCGGCGCCACUGUGCAGGCGCUGCGGGACCAGAUGGCGGAGCAGGAGGCGGAGAUGAUUGCGCUCCGCCAGCUGCUGGCUGAGGCACAGCGCGGGGCCCCAGUGGCCGGUGCUCGGUCCCUCGAGAGCGGCGCCACUGUGCAGGCGCUGCGGGACCAGAUGGCGGAGCAGGAGGCGGAGGUAGCUGAGCUCCGCCAGCUGCUGGCUGAGGCACAGCGCGGGGCCCCAGUGGCCGGUGCUCGGUCCCUCGAGAGUGGCGCCACUGUGCAGGCGCUGCGGGACCAGAUGGCGGAGCAGGAGGCGGAGGUAGCUGAGCUCCGCCAGCUGCUGGCUGAGGCACAGCGCGGGGCCCCAGUGGCCGGUGCUCGGUCCCUCGAGAGCGGCGCCACUGUGCAGGCGCUGCGGGACCAGGUGGCGGAGCAGGAGGCGGAGAUGAUUGCGCUCCGCCAGCUGCUGGCUGAGGCACAGCGCGGGGCCCCAGUGGCCGGUGCUCGGUCCCUCGAGAGCGGCGCCACUGUGCAGGCGCUGCGGGACCAGGUGGCGGAGCAGGAGGCGGAGAUGAUUGCGCUCCGCCAGCUGCUGGCUGAGGCACAGCGCGGGGCCCCAGUGGCCGGUGCUCGGUCCCUCGAGAGCGGCGCCACUGUGCAGGCGCUGCGGGACCAGAUGGCGGAGCAGGAGGCGGAGGUAGCUGAGCUCCGCCAGCUGCUGGCUGAGGCACAGCGCGGGGCCCCAGUGGCCGCUGCUCGGUUCCUCGAGAGCGGCGCCACUGUGCAGGCGCUGCGGGACCAGGUGGCGGAGCAGGAGGCGGAGAUGAUUGCGCUCCGCCAGCUGCUGGCUGAGGCACAGCGCGGGGCCCCAGUGGCCGGUGCUCGGUCCCUCGAGAGCGGCGCCACUGUGCAGGCGCUGCGGGACCAGAUGGCGGAGCAGGAGGCGGAGGUAGCUGAGCUCCGCCAGCUGCUGGCUGAGGCACAGCGCGGGGCCCCAGUGGCCGGUGCUCGGUCCCUCGAGAGCGGCGCCACUGUGCAGGCGCUGCGGGACCAGGUGGCGGAGCAGGAGGCGGAGAUGAUUGCGCUCCGCCAGCUGCUGGCUGAGGCACAGCGCGAGGCUCAGGCCGCCGGCGCCCGACAGCGCGACAGCGGCGCCACUGUGCAGGCGCUGCGGGACCAGAUGGCGGAGCAGGAGGCGGAGAUGAUUGCGCUCCGCCAGCUGCUGGCUGAGGCACAGCGCGAGGCUCAGGCCGCCGGCGGCCGACAGCGCGACAGCGGCGCCACUGUGCAGGCGCUGCGGGACCAGAUGGCGGAGCAGGAGGCGGAGAUGAUUGCGCUCCGCCAGCUGCUGGCUGAGGCACAGCGCGGGGCCCCAGUGGCCGCUGCUCGGUCCCUCGAGAGCGGCGCCACUGUGCAGGCGCUGCGGGACCAGGUGGCGGAGCAGGAGGCGGAGAUGAUUGCGCUCCGCCAGCUGCUGGCUGAGGCACAGCGCGAGGCUCAGGCCGCCGGCGCCCGACAGCGCGACAGCGGCGCCACUGUGCAGGCGCUGCGGGACCAGAUGGCGGAGCAGGAGGCGGAGAUGAUUGCGCUCCGCCAGCUGCUGGCUGAGGCACAGCGCGAGGCUCAGGCCGCCGGCGGCCGACAGCGCGACAGCGGCGCCACUGUGCAGGCGCUGCGGGACCAGAUGGCGGAGCAGGAGGCGGAGAUGAUUGCGCUCCGCCAGCUGCUGGCUGAGGCACAGCGCGGGGCCCCAGUGGCCGCUGCUCGGUCCCUCGAGAGUGGCGCCACUGUGCAGGCGCUGCGGGACCAGGUGGGGGAGCAGGAGGCGGAGAUGAUUGCGCUCCGCCAGCUGCUGGCUGAGGCACAGCGCGAGGCUCAGGCCGCCGGCGCCCGACAGCGCGACAGCGGCGCCACUGUGCAGGCGCUGCGGGACCAGAUGGCGGAGCAGGAGGCGGAGGUAGCUGAGCUCCGCCAGCUGCUGGCUGAGGCACAGCGCGGGGCCCCAGUGGCCGCUGCUCGGUCCCUCGAGAGCGGCGCCACUGUGCAGGCGCUGCGGGACCAGGUGGCGGAGCAGGAGGCGGAGAUGAUUGCGCUCCGCCAGCUGCUGGCUGAGGCACAGCGCGGGGCCCCAGUGGCCGGUGCUCGGUCCCUCGAGAGUGGCGCCACUGUGCAGGCGCUGCGGGACCAGGUGGCGGAGCAGGAGGCGGAGAUGAUUGCGCUCCGCCAGCUGCUGGCUGAGGCACAGCGCGGGGCCCCAGUGGCCGGUGCUCGGUCCCUCGAGAGUGGCGCCACUGUGCAGGCGCUGCGGGACCAGGUGGCGGAGCAGGAGGCGGAGAUGAUUGCGCUCCGCCAGCUGCUGGCUGAGGCACAGCGCGGGGCCCCAGUGGCCGGUGCUCGGUCCCUCGAGAGUGGCGCCACUGUGCAGGCGCUGCGGGACCAGAUGGCGGAGCAGGAGGCGGAGGUAGCUGAGCUCCGCCAGCUGCUGGCUGAGGCACAGCGCGGGGCCCCAGUGGCCGGUGCUCGGUCCCUCGAGAGUGGCGCCACUGUGCAGGCGCUGCGGGACCAGAUGGCGGAGCAGGAGGCGGAGGUAGCUGAGCUCCGCCAGCUGCUGGCUGAGGCACAGCGCGGGGCCCCAGUGGCCGCUGCUCGGUCCCUCGAGAGCGGCGCCACUGUGCAGGCGCUGCGGGACCAGGUGGCGGAGCAGGAGGCGGAGAUGAUUGCGCUCCGCCAGCUGCUGGCUGAGGCACAGCGCGGGGCCCCAGUGGCCGGUGCUCGGUCCCUCGAGAGUGGCGCCACUGUGCAGGCGCUGCGGGACCAGGUGGCGGAGCAGGAGGCGGAGAUGAUUGCGCUCCGCCAGCUGCUGGCUGAGGCACAGCGCGGGGCCCCAGUGGCCGGUGCUCGGUCCCUCGAGAGCGGCGCCACUGUGCAGGCGCUGCGGGACCAGGUGGCGGAGCAGGAGGCGGAGAUGAUUGCGCUCCGCCAGCUGCUGGCUGAGGCACAGCGCGAGGCUCAGGCCGCCGGCGCCCGACAGCGCGACAGCGGCGCCACUGUGCAGGCGCUGCGGGACCAGAUGGCGGAGCAGGAGGCGGAGAUGAUUGCGCUCCGCCAGCUGCUGGCUGAGGCACAGCGCGGGGCCCCAGUGGCCGCUGCUCGGUCCCUCGAGAGUGGCGCCACUGUGCAGGCGCUGCGGGACCAGAUGGCGGAGCAGGAGGCGGAGGUAGCUGAGCUCCGCCAGCUGCUGGCUGAGGCACAGCGCGGGGCCCCAGUGGCCGGUGCUCGGUCCCUCGAGAGCGGCGCCACUGUGCAGGCGCUGCGGGACCAGAUGGCGGAGCAGGAGGCGGAGGUAGCUGAGCUCCGCCAGCUGCUGGCUGAGCCACAGCGCGGGGCCCCAGUGGCCGGUGCUCGGUCCCUCGAGAGCGGCGCCACUGUGCAGGCGCUGCGGGACCAGAUGGCGGAGCAGGAGGCGGAGGUAGCUGAGCUCCGCCAGCUGCUGGCUGAGGCACAGCGCGGGGCCCCAGUGGCCGGUGCUCGGUCCCUCGAGAGCGGCGCCACUGUGCAGGCGCUGCGGGACCAGAUGGCGGAGCAGGAGGCGGAGGUAGCUGAGCUCCGCCAGCUGCUGGCUGAGGCACAGCGCGGGGCCCCAGUGGCCGGUGCUCGGUCCCUCGAGAGCGGCGCCACUGUGCAGGCGCUGCGGGACCAGGUGGCGGAGCAGGAGGCGGAGAUGAUUGCGCUCCGCCAGCUGCUGGCUGAGGCACAGCGCGGGCCCCAGCGCCAGCUGCUGGCUGAGGCACAGCGCGAGGCUCAGGCCGCCGGCGCCCGACAGCGCGACAGCGGCGCCACUGUGCAGGCGCUGCGGGACCAGAUGGCGGAGCAGGAGGCGGAGAUGAUUGCGCUCCGCCAGCUGCUGGCUGAGGCACAGCGCGAGGCUCAGGCCGCCGGCGGCCGACAGCGCGACAGCGGCGCCACUGUGCAGGCGCUGCGGGACCAGGUGGCGGAGCAGGAGGCGGAGAUGAUUGCGCUCCGCCAGCUGCUGGCUGAGGCACAGCGCGGGGCCCCAGUGGCCGGUGCUCGGUCCCUCGAGAGCGGCGCCACUGUGCAGGCGCUGCGGGACCAGGUGGCGGAGCAGGAGGCGGAGAUGAUUGCGCUCCGCCAGCUGCUGGCUGAGGCACAGCGCGAGGCUCAGGCCGCCGGCGCCCGACAGCGCGACAGCGGCGCCACUGUGCAGGCGCUGCGGGACCAGAUGGCGGAGCAGGAGGCGGAGAUGAUUGCGCUCCGCCAGCUGCUGGCUGAGGCACAGCGCGAGGCUCAGGCCGCCGGCGGCCGACAGCGCGACAGCGGCGCCACUGUGCAGGCGCUGCGGGACCAGAUGGCGGAGCAGGAGGCGGAGAUGAUUGCGCUCCGCCAGCUGCUGGCUGAGGCACAGCGCGGGGCCCCAGUGGCCGGUGCUCGGUCCCUCGAGAGCGGCGCCACUGUGCAGGCGCUGCGGGACCAGGUGGCGGAGCAGGAGGCGGAGAUGAUUGCGCUCCGCCAGCUGCUGGCUGAGGCACAGCGCGGGGCCCCAGUGGCCGCUGCUCGGUCCCUCGAGAGUGGCGCCACUGUGCAGGCGCUGCGGGACCAGAUGGCGGAGCAGGAGGCGGAGGUAGCUGAGCUCCGCCAGCUGCUGGCUGAGGCACAGCGCGGGGCCCCAGUGGCCGGUGCUCGGUCCCUCGAGAGCGGCGCCACUGUGCAGGCGCUGCGGGACCAGAUGGCGGAGCAGGAGGCGGAGGUAGCUGAGCUCCGCCAGCUGCUGGCUGAGCCACAGCGCGGGGCCCCAGUGGCCGGUGCUCGGUCCCUCGAGAGCGGCGCCACUGUGCAGGCGCUGCGGGACCAGAUGGCGGAGCAGGAGGCGGAGGUAGCUGAGCUCCGCCAGCUGCUGGCUGAGGCACAGCGCGGGGCCCCAGUGGCCGGUGCUCGGUCCCUCGAGAGCGGCGCCACUGUGCAGGCGCUGCGGGACCAGAUGGCGGAGCAGGAGGCGGAGGUAGCUGAGCUCCGCCAGCUGCUGGCUGAGGCACAGCGCGGGGCCCCAGUGGCCGGUGCUCGGUCCCUCGAGAGCGGCGCCACUGUGCAGGCGCUGCGGGACCAGGUGGCGGAGCAGGAGGCGGAGAUGAUUGCGCUCCGCCAGCUGCUGGCUGAGGCACAGCGCGGGGCCCCAGUGGCCGCUGCUCGGUCCCUCGAGAGCGGCGCCACUGUGCAGGCGCUGCGGGACCAGAUGGCGGAGCAGGAGGCGGAGGUAGCUGAGCUCCGCCAGCUGCUGGCUGAGGCACAGCGCGAGGCUCAGGCCGCCGGCGCCCGACAGCGCGACAGCGGCGCCACUGUGCAGGCGCUGCGGGACCAGAUGGCGGAGCAGGAGGCGGAGAUGAUUGCGCUCCGCCAGCUGCUGGCUGAGGCACAGCGCGGGGCCCCAGUGGCCGGUGCUCGGUCCCUCGAGAGCGGCGCCACUGUGCAGGCGCUGCGGGACCAGAUGGCGGAGCAGGAGGCGGAGGUAGCUGAGCUCCGCCAGCUGCUGGCUGAGGCACAGCGCGGGGCCCCAGUGGCCGGUGCUCGGUCCCUCGAGAGUGGCGCCACUGUGCAGGCGCUGCGGGACCAGAUGGCGGAGCAGGAGGCGGAGGUAGCUGAGCUCCGCCAGCUGCUGGCUGAGGCACAGCGCGGGGCCCCAGUGGCCGGUGCUCGGUCCCUCGAGAGUGGCGCCACUGUGCAGGCGCUGCGGGACCAGAUGGCGGAGCAGGAGGCGGAGGUAGCUGAGCUCCGCCAGCUGCUGGCUGAGGCACAGCGCGGGGCCCCAGUGGCCGGUGCUCGGUCCCUCGAGAGUGGCGCCACUGUGCAGGCGCUGCGGGACCAGAUGGCGGAGCAGGAGGCGGAGGUAGCUGAGCUCCGCCAGCUGCUGGCUGAGCCACAGCGCGGGGCCCCAGUGGCCGGUGCUCGGUCCCUCGAGAGCGGCGCCACUGUGCAGGCGCUGCGGGACCAGGUGGCGGAGCAGGAGGCGGAGAUGAUUGCGCUCCGCCAGCUGCUGGCUGAGGCACAGCGCGGGGCCCCAGUGGCCGGUGCUCGGUCCCUCGAGAGCGGCGCCACUGUGCAGGCGCUGCGGGACCAGGUGGCGGAGCAGGAGGCGGAGAUGAUUGCGCUCCGCCAGCUGCUGGCUGAGGCACAGCGCGGGGCCCCAGUGGCCGCUGCUCGGUCCCUCGAGAGUGGCGCCACUGUGCAGGCGCUGCGGGACCAGAUGGCGGAGCAGGAGGCGGAGAUGAUUGCGCUCCGCCAGCUGCUGGCUGAGGCACAGCGCGGGGCCCCAGUGGCCGGUGCUCGGUCCCUCGAGAGCGGCGCCACUGUGCAGGCGCUGCGGGACCAGGUGGCAGAGCAGGAGGCGGAGGUAGCUGAUCUCCGCCAGCUGCUGGCUGAGGCACAGCGCGAGGCUCAGGCCGCCGGCGCCCGACAGCGCGACAGCGGCGCCACUGUGCAGGCGCUGCGGGACCAGGUGGCGGAGCAGGAGGCGGAGAUGAUUGCGCUCCGCCAGCUGCUGGCUGAGGCACAGCGCGGGGCCCCAGUGGCCGCUGCUCGGUCCCUCGAGAGCGGCGCCACUGUGCAGGCGCUGCGGGACCAGGUGGCAGAGCAGGAGGCGGAGGUAGCUGAUCUCCGCCAGCUGCUGGCUGAGGCACAGCGCGAGGCUCAGGCCGCCGGCGCCCGACAGCGCGACAGCGGCGCCACUGUGCAGGCGCUGCGGGACCAGGUGGCGCAGCAGGAGGCGGAGGUAGCUGAGCUCCGCCAGCUGCUGGCUGAGGCACAGCGCGAGGGAGUUAGUAGGAAAGUUGCCAUGGGGCAGGAAGAGAGGUCGCAGUUGCUAGCUGGGGCUGCGGUGGUUCUUCAUGUGGAAGGAGUUGCUGAUCGUGGUGUUGUGAUAGAGUCUCUGUGCGAAGGGUCUGAGGGGAAAAGGGAUGCGUUGGGGUGGUUUGGCGAUGGAGGGUCGAUGAAGGGUGGUAUUGUGGAUGAUGGACGCGGUGUUUCUAGCUCUGGUGGUGGCGGUGAGCGGGAGUUGCUAGCGGGUGCUGGUGAUCGGCGGCGCAGCGUGUCCGAGACGGAGGAGCUGCGCAGUGCGCUGGCGGAGUGCAGAGAAAAAUUCUUAGUACUGGAAGUUGAGUUGAUGACUGCGAAGGAAGCUGUGGAGGAGCUGCGGUGGUACGAUGAACGGCGCGACAACUGCGUCGAGGGAAAGCCGCUGUGCGAGACGUGUGUGCGGCGCAGAAUGGAGGGCGAGGGGUGGGCGUUGGUGGCGAGUGUGUGCGAGGAGGAGCUGAUUUGGAGGCUGCGUGUGGACUGCAGCCGCGCUUGCCAUGUAAACGUGGACCGCGUACGGCAUGUGAAGUAUGCUCUCGGUAGUCUGCACGCUGAGUUUUGCGUGGAGCACAACACGGACGUGGAGGGCAGUGAGUUGAAGGACCGUAUCGCUGAGUAUCCGUUUCCAGCGACGUGGGCACUCUUCCGGCGGAUCGUUGAGGGGCAUACACUGCCGGACCCUAUGCGAUGGGCAGUUCCGAGCCGAGCCGAGGAGAAACUCUUGGCGGAGGAGGCUCUGGCACGUAUUUUCGCGCAGCUGGAGGAGGCGUGUGCCUGCCAGGCAUUCACGUCUGACUGGUCAGAGAAAAGAACGGACUUGUUGCGCGCUGCCAAAGCGGCACUGGCGGAAGUCGUGGCCGCAUCACGGCGAGAGUGCACGGACAGCUUGGAGCGGCUGGAGGAGUUCGCGGCGUUGUUGUUGGAGGCCCGCGAGAGUGAGCGCGAGUUGCGGGACCGCUUGUUUGCGGCGGAGGAGGACAUGUACGAGCUGCGCCGCCAGCACGACGACGAUCGCGACGGCUUGGUGAGCGCAGAAGCAGAAGCGCGCCGCUCCUUAGACAUGUAUGUGGCUCGUGUUGCCGCCCAAGACGAGGCGAUGCGGGUGCAGGUCGAACAGAUCGUCGACUUGCAGGAGGAAGUGCAAGUACUGACUUCCGCUUUAUCCGAUAAAAACGCCGAUCUGACCGAUGCUCACGCGCAAGCCUCAGCGCUGUCGAGACAGGUGGACGAGACGGCAGCAGCCUAUGCCGACACGCUGGAGAAGCUGGAAAAGUCCGUGGAGAUGCUAGAUGCAUCGCGCACAAACGAACUGGUUUUAUCGCAAACACUUUACGAGGCAGAGUAUCGGUGCACCCAGUUGCGGAAGGCCAUCGAGAUGGACGCGGCGACGCAUCGUGUUGAGUUAGUUAGCGCAACGUCAGAGCGGGACCGCUUUAAGGAGGGAAUAGAGGUGUUUCGCGAGUUGCUGCCGAACUUGCUGGCGGCAGCACAGCCCCAGCGCCGAAAGGACAGCGGCGAUGCGGGGGCAGGGGUGGACGAGAGCAUCAGCAUAUCUGCGCUCGACGCAGCCUUUUCAGGAGAGGGUUACGCGGUAGCUCAGGGGUUACGCGAGGUGUUGCUGCAUCAUCUUAGCCGCGUGGAGCAACUUCGCCGCGACAAGGAAGGCUUGGCCGACGAGCUCGACGAGGCGGAGAAGGUGUGUGGCACCUACAUGGCUGCCCUGAAGGAUGCGCUGCGGUCGCUAGUGGAGGAGCGCGAACUUCGAAUGCAAGCGCACGAGUCGCAGCUGCAGUUUUCAGAGCAGAUGAUGCGGGAACUGGCCAUGAUGCGGAAUGCUGAGGAGGACGAGAUGGCCGACGACAAGGCAGACAUGGAGGUGAACAGUAACUAUGGACUGCCCAGCACAUGCAGCAGCAGCAACUUCGCAGUCUAA